This is a messenger RNA of Mollisia scopiformis, 1083 nucleotides long. Its product is annotated as FAD/NAD(P)-binding domain-containing protein. The transcript has a single exon. The record is from RefSeq and is a predicted model, not a curated record. Lineage: Eukaryota; Fungi; Ascomycota; Leotiomycetes; Helotiales; Mollisiaceae. Gene Ontology annotation, molecular function: FAD binding. The coding region runs from base 1 to 1083 and encodes 360 amino acids.
AUGCCGCCCUCCUUACCGAUAAUCAUCUGCGGAGCCGGCAUUAGUGGUCUCGUCUUGGGUCAAGGCCUCAAGAAAGCGAACAUACCUUUCAAAGUCUUCGAACGAGAUCCAGCUCUCAAUGUGCGCUCCCAGGGGUACCGUGUCCGCAUCAGCAGUAUCGGCAUCAGUGCUCUCAAAGAAACACUUCCAGAUGACUUGUUCAGUCAACUUCGAGCUUGCACCGCAGUGGCUGCCUCGACACCGGACGAGCCAUUUCGUCGGAUUGAUGCGUUGACAGGAGAAAAGCCGAAGCCAUAUUAUCCAGCAACGCAAGACGCUGAGCCUCCUUUGAAUGCAGAUCGGACGGUUCUUCGCAGAGUCUUGGUCAAAGCUAUUGAACAAUUCGUAUCUUAUGGAAAAGAGUUUCUCAGAUGUGAAGUUCUUUCUGACGACACAGUAAAGGUCCACUUCAGCGAUGGAACUGAAGUUCUUGGAUCACUUCUCGUAGGUGCAGAUGGAACAAAGUCUCGCGUCCGGAAACAGCUUUUAUCCAACAACGAAUUCAUCGAUACGGAAGGCCGCUGGUUCUAUGGGGAGACAGAACUUUCUACCAAAGUGGAGGAGAGGUUCAAUAAACAUGCCGAUCAUUACUCAAUCAUUCAAAAUACAUCCAAGGGCAGAGUUCUUACCUGUCUGCUAGAGCCAGUGCGGUUCAAAGAGAACGAGUUUCGGAAGGAAUUACCAGCAGAUUACAUCUACUGGGUCCUGGGUGGAUGUAAAGAUAUUUUCGACAUGGAUGAUGAGGUGCUGCUUCGCUUGAGCCCCGAAGAAGCUGCAACUGAGACUAUGAGGAUGACGAAGAACUGGGACCCAUCUUUUCAUAUCCUGUUCUCUGCUCAGAGCACGGGCCAGACCUCCAUCCUUGCCCUUGAGUCAUCAAAACCAGAUAUCGAAGUCUGGGAGACGCAGAAAAGUGUAACACUUUUGGGUGACUCGAUUCAUGCUAUGAGUCCGACAGCAGGAGUGGGUUCUGUUACUGCGCUCAGGUCAGCUGCGGCUUUGACGAAGGCGGUUGUAGAGGGUGGAGUAAUGUUAAGAGUUUGA